CGAGUGUGACGCCGUGCUCGGCUGGCGGCGUGCAUGUGUGCGUGAGCGGGCGAAUGGGUCGGAGUGCGCGCGCGCGAGAUCGCCAUUUUACGUGUUGUUUGGCUUUGGGUGUUCGCAAGCAGUGAACAGGAAGGCUGGCUGGCAGGCAGGCAGACGAGUAGGCAGCUCUGCCUAGUCGUCGUCGUCUCGGUUGUCAGGUGGUCAACAUAGUGCUACGAGAGAUAGUCCCCGCAGACGAGCUCCUGCUGUUGUUGCUGAUAGUGCUGCCAAGAGUCCGUGGUCGUGAGUGCGCAAUCGAUCUGCUUCAAGCGAGUGAGAGAGAUAGAGCGAGGUGAGCGCGAGACAAGAAAGAGAGAGAGAACGUACGCGAAAAGAGGCAGAAAGCGAGCUUGGAAAGGUGAACGAUGCUACUGAAGCAGCGGCUCGCGCUCGACAGCUGCGUCUACAAGUAAAGAAGAGGCUCGUCCAUCUAGAGCUCAGCUCAUCCGAGCCGAAAAGCAGACAAGCAAGCGGAAAUCGAGCUUUUGCGGUCAGCGGCUCCUCCUUUGCUGGUGCAGUGCGAAAAGCCAGCGGUGCAAGUGCGAGUGCGAGUGUGUCGGUCGCGCGGAAGUAGUGAGAAGACGAGGCCCACAGCAGGCGCCGCGAUGCAGCCUAGGUCGCGGCCCCACAAAGGCCGAGCUUUCUAGCAUCAGUUGUAGUCGUUUCUUCGCUGGUGGUCAGGUCGUCGAGGCAGCGGCAGCAAGCGCACAACAAGAGGAGUGCGCGGUGUUUUGUGUGCUCUGAACUGCUCGCUCGCGAGUGGUCGAAGAGACUCGUGUCGGAGCCAGCGGCAUCCCCAACGAUGAGUUCGCGCAACAUACCCUCGGACAAGAUCAACUUGCGCCUCAUCCUCGUCAGCGGCAAGACAAAAGAGUUCCUAUUCAGUCCGAGCGACUCCGCGGGGGACAUUGCCCAUCACGUCUUCGAGAAUUGGCCUGAAGACAAAAUUGCAGAUUGGACGGAAGAGGCGGUGGCCAAGGCGGAAAUCCUGCGGCUGAUAUACCAGGGCCGCUUUUUGCACAGCAACGUCACGCUCGGCGCUCUCGGGCUUCCAUUUGGCAAGACCACGGUGAUGCACCUGGUGCCCCGAGAAAACCUGCCCGAGCCCAACUCUCAAGAUCAGAGGCAGAAGAGCAAAGGCGGCGGAAGCAGUUGCUGCUCGGCGUCCUGCUGCAUUCUGUAAAGAAGAACAAGUCCGAGGACGAAGCGGGACUAGCGAAAUGAAGCGCGACACGCACGAGAGAGAGAGAGAGAGGGAGGGAGGAGACCAUCAGCCGAUUGCCACCUCACACUACGGCAGCUCAUCAUCCCGAGGCAAUGGGACGAUGCAGUACCAGUGCAAUUCCAAUACAGAUCGCAGAACGAAAGAGAGAGUGUAUGAGAGAAAGAGGCGAAGGGGGCGAUCUUGUGAUACGUUCUAACUCGACGAACGAGUCUUCAAAGUGUGUUCUUUAGCGAGAUGUCGGCCCGCUGAUUGUUUCGCUAAGCGCGUACUUAAGAGGCGCGUGCUUCACUGCUCGUUCCUCGCCACAGAUUUUGCGUAAGACCGCGCGAGCGGCAGAAAAAUAGAGACAGGGAGAGAGAGAGAGAGAGAGACACACACGCACGGCAAGUGCAGUUACGACGCGCGUGAGCCUUUUACUUUCGCCUCGCACUUCCGGCUUUCCUCGUCCUCCCCUUCUUGGCAUGCGUUGCCGCUUGUGUGAAGUAAAUCCCGUCCCUAUCUCCUAUUCGCGACACAUACACACACACCCAUACUCAUUUCGCUGAGACCAGAGCCAAUUCUAGCGCGUGUACAUAAUUAUAAACAAAUAUAUAUAAUGCGGAACUAGGCGAAUAAACGGAGCCAUGAGAAUGCAUCAUCUAACAUUUUCGACACUCCGUGCACGAGGACUCAAUUUAAGCAAACUUAGGAAAGCAGGCGUAUGUACUUCCAAUCUAGUUCGCACGCGUCGUAUCGAAAAAUAAAGUUAGACACAUGCAUGGAAAGUAAUUUCAUCCUCGUGUGGCUUUUUCGCCUUCUUGCUUCGCUCGGGUGCAAACCUGCACAUGAGGUUUAAAUCACUUUCUCACACUAGAAUCGAAAUGUACUAUUAUACACUCUCUUUUGCUUUCGACGUGUCAAGGAGCGCGCACGCGCGCGUGGACUUCGGUUGGAAAUAAAUCAUUGUCAAAAACUCUCGCGAGUCGUCGAACAUUGCAAUACUCUCCUUCUCUCUCUCUCUCUCUCUCUCUCUCUCUCUCUCUCUCUCUCUCUCUCUCUCUCUCUCUCUCUCUCUCUCUCU
This is a messenger RNA of Phymastichus coffea, 2324 nucleotides long. RefSeq names its product ubiquitin-like protein 3 (gene UBL3). Lineage: Eukaryota; Metazoa; Arthropoda; Insecta; Hymenoptera; Eulophidae. Gene Ontology annotation, molecular function: protein binding. The transcript is spliced from 4 exons. The record is from RefSeq and is a predicted model, not a curated record. Bases 842 to 1222 code for a protein of 126 amino acids.